AUGCCACAAGUUGUGAAAGGCACUCUUCUUCCUAGAGAGCUGAAUCUCAUGCCAACAGCUCAGCCUGGGAUGCCCUAUAAAAGGUGUCCCUGCCCCUGCCUCCCCACUCACUCUGGUUCUUCAGCAGAGAGCUCCUAUCUCCAACUGUCAGCAAGGUUUACUAAACUCACACAGAGAUGUCCUGCCAGCAAAGCCAGCAACAAUGCCAGGCCCCGAAGUGCCCACCCAAGUGUCCUCCCAAGUGUCAGACCCCCAAGUGUCCUCCCAAGUGCCCACCCAAGUGUCCACCCAAGUGCCCUCCCCAGGCUCCAUGCCCUCCUCCUUCUUGCUGUGGUUCUAGCUCAGGAGGAUGCUGUAGCUCUGGGGGAUGCUGUGGCUCCAGUUCUGGAGGAUGCUGCAGCUCUGGCUCUGGGGGAGGCUGCUGUCUCUUCUCCCACCAUCAUAGAAGAUCCCACAGACACAGACGCCCAAAGUCUGACUGCUGUGACAGUGGCAGUGGGCGCAGCCAGCAGUCUGGAGGCUGCUGUGGGAGCUCUGGAAGCUGCUGUGGAAGCUCUGGGGGCUGCUGUGGUGGCUCCGGGGGCUGCUGCUGAUCUGAUGCUCCAAGCCAAGAAGAGAAAAAGAGACCAUUCAUUGACUCUGCUUCCUUUUCUCCUCACUUCUUAGCCUUCUCUGUAACUGCCUGGAUUUGAAUUGUUUAGAUAUUUUUAGGGGAUGGAGAGAAUCAAGGCCUAUCAUUUUAUUUUAUCCCAAACCCCCAAAAUUCAAACCACUCUCCUCUUCCUCAUUUAUCCUAAACAACAAUAAAGUUUUGGGAUUUUGUUCUCCUCAGAGCUGCCUCCUAGUCUUUGUUCUUCACUUUAGGACUUCCUUCAAGGCUCCAUUCUUGUUAAAGGACUCACAGAUUUUCUUGAUUAAUGGCUUCAGGGACUGCUCAGGUAGUGAUUAGUGGUAGUAGGGCUGAGAGACUGGUUGGAGGUUCCCUUGGUUCAUACCCAAGGGGUCACAUACAGUGCCUGUGAAGAAAUCUAUUAAUUAUAACAACCAUCCUUCCCUGAAUGGAAAAAUGUGCCAAAGCUUGAAAUUUUAGGAUGGAAAG
Molecule: messenger RNA, 1099 nt
Organism: Monodelphis domestica (gray short-tailed opossum)
Lineage: Eukaryota; Metazoa; Chordata; Mammalia; Didelphimorphia; Didelphidae
Source: RefSeq, a predicted model, not a curated record